Messenger RNA from Hylaeus volcanicus, 1560 nucleotides. Its product is annotated as mitochondrial glycine transporter-like. The coding region runs from base 175 to 1137 and encodes 320 amino acids. NCBI's taxonomy places the organism in Eukaryota, Metazoa, Arthropoda, Insecta, Hymenoptera, Colletidae. The transcript is spliced from 6 exons. The record is from RefSeq and is a predicted model, not a curated record.
CAUGAAUUUUUCUAUCUUUUCAUUUACAACUGUUAAAAAAAAUGAUUUCAAGCAUGUCACUUUGUUUUAAUAAACAACAAAGUCAUGAUUUUUUUUAGUUUUUCGGAUAAAAUAAAGUGAAUUUUCGACUCGAUUACCUAUUUGUUAAUUUUUUCUUUUUCUUUGAAAAAACAAAUGCUAGAACGAUUCUAUUCAACACCAUAUAGUCCAUGGCUUGUUUGGAUGGGUAUUGGAUUUUUACGUGGUUUAAUUCGAUGCCCUUUAGAACAACCUUUUGAUGCUAUUAAAACCAAGUGGCAAGCUAAUCCUUUAGCUUAUAAAUCGCUAGAAGAGAUUGUAACGAAUAUGUAUAAAGACGGAGGGUGGAGAAUGUUUUAUCGAGGUUCUCUCCCCAAUACUAUCAGGUAUACUGUACGCGAUACUUACAGAUAUCCCCUACUUUUAUUGAUGCCCGAUUUAUAUAGUUCUACAACCGAACAAGUGACAAGCGAGUGCAUGCUCUUAUCAAAACAUACAUUUCUAUAUAAAACUCUUUGUGCUUUAAUACUCUCAAGUGUAGAAGCUUUUUUGACUUCUCCCUUAGAGCGAAUCAAAACCUUACUGAUCACACGUUCCAACACGAGUCGUUCGUCUUUAUACUAUUUGUUUAGGCGAUCUUCACCACAAUAUUCCCUCUUCCAACAAAGUAUGUCCUCAUCCCUCCAAUUCAGACAUACAUUAAAUAGGAUUCGAUAUAUAAUGUCUGGGUUCACACCCUUAUGGGCAAGACAAUUUGUUAGCUGGGUUACAUACUUACUUACAGAUGCCCAGUGUAAAUCCUUUUUACGUCACAUAACACAAACGACUCAGUUAAACUUUAUAUCUUUAACUCUUACAGCUUGCAUUGUAGGAAUUGUGAAUACAUUAAUUACAAUGCCUUUUGAUGCUAUUAAAACACACAGGCAAAAAUUCAUACAAAAAAACAAUGUAAAAAUGUCUACAUAUUUUCAAUCGGAUAUUGUUUCAAUUUGGAAAAUUUAUGGUUUGAAAGGUUUUUAUGUUGGGUUUGGUUUGCGUUUAUGUCAAUAUUUUUUAAAUGCAAUUAUAACUGUUCCUCUAUUAGAUUAUUUGGAAAUGCAAAAAAUGACCUUUCAGUAAUGUUUUUUUUUUUUGGAAAACAGUGUCAACAAACAAAUGGCAUUCUUUUUAUAUAAAUGACUUUGUACUAUCACGAAUAAACUAUUUUAAUUCAACAUUACAAAAAAAAAGGUAUUCAGUAAUUAAAAAAAUUACAAAAUUAAAAUAAACGCUCAAUUCCUUCCGUCUUAAAACAACUUUUUAAAAAAUAGUUUUCAUGCGAAAUGGUGACUGGAGCGACAAUACAUAUUUGACUCGUCGUGCGCAUAAAAAGGAGCCAAAAAUUUCAUUUUGUAAAAGGGGCAUUCUUCGUCUGAACAUCGUGUUACCGCCGCAUUCUACUACACUUAAAGUGCAGAACCACACAGUUACAAUAGAGUAUUGUACUAUCCAAUAGAGUCUAUUAUUCUUUAUUUCAUGUGAAGCACUAAAAUACAUAAGAAU